UCCUGCUAGUUGAGCGACGCUGUCUAGAUUGUCUAAAGUAACGUUGUGGAAAUAGUUUUGUUUUAUUUAACAGUGGGAUUCAUCCAAUCCGUAUUCAAUACAUAUUGAACAAAUAAAUAUAGUGUUCAUUUGAUUCCUCAAAAUAAAAAUGGAAUAAAAGUACACUUUUUGGAAUGCAAUUUGUUUAACAAUUGUAUGUAUACAUAAUUUGAACUUACUUCAUUUCUUAUAUUUUAUUGUAGAAUAAUUGAAGAUUACUAAGAGUAGCAAGGGAUACUGGAAGUAAGGUUUUUCAUAUUGUUUUUUCAAUCUAAUAUAGCUAUUCACUGUUAAAUUGAAUAAGGAAAACCAUGUAUGAAUAGUGAACAACAGUCUGAGAGAAAAUUGACAGUGACAUAGGGAUUAGGAAAACAAAACAAAAUUCAAAUUAAAAUAAGAUUGCAAAUUCUUCUUCCGUACUGGACAUACUUUACAGUGUGGAUUCUGUAUUUGAUAACAGGAUUAAAGAACCACAAAUAGUCGCCGACGGAGUCUUUAAUUGUUUUCAAUAAUGCAUUUUUUAAAUUUAACAUUGGAGCCAUUGUGCAAUAGAAGCGGAUUUUACCAAGGGUUUAAUGUUUCACCGUUCGAACACCCGUCUCAAGUGUUCGUUAACGAAUGUCUCGGUCAUCAGCACUGUAUGACUGUUUCCGAGUGUUCUAAACGCAUAGACAAGCAUGUUACACCCGGGCUCGUUGAGUGGUUCAUAAUUGCCCUGUACAGCGUUAUAUUAAUCUUGGGUCUGGUGGGUAACGGUCUUGUUUGUUUUGUGGUGGUGCGUACGUCUCACAUGCGUACUGUCGUGAACAUUUUCAUCGUAAACCUUGCGGUUGCGGAUUUCCUCGUGCUCCUGGUAUGCCUGCCUCCCUCCGUUCUUGCCGACACCACCGAGUCGUGGUACCUGGGUGACAUCAUGUGCAAAGUCGUGCCAUUUCUUCAGACGGUUUCGGUGUCCGUGUCUGUUCUCACGCUUGGCGCCAUCGCCGUGGAACGCUAUUUUGCCAUCUGCCACCCGCUCCGUCGCCGCCUGACGGCCUCUACAGUCUCCCUAUUCAUCGUUGUGAUCUGGACCGUCUCUGUCAUAGUGGCCCUCCCAGAGCUAUUAUAUCAAAAGCUCCAUCGCUGGUAUCCGGAGUACAUCACAGACUAUCUACAAUACUGUGCACAGACGUUGACCAAAGAGAAGCAAAAACUUUAUCAGAUCAGUUUGAUGGUCGGGCUGUUUGACAUCCCCAUGUGUCUUACGUUCUUCGCGUACACAACAAUUGCCAUCAGAUUAUGGAAGGAUGGAAUGUCAGAAAACGUCAAUAGUCGUCUCAAUGCAAGUCGUCGAGGCCCUGGACAACUGUCAGCACUAAAGGCCCGACGGAAGGCCGCCAAGAUGUUGAUGACUAUCGUGAUUCUCUUUGGAUUCUGCUACCUACCCAUCCAUGUGUUCAAUAUUCUCAAAUACAACGGAACCUUGUACGAGCUUGAUGACAGUGUUGUCAUCAUAUGGGCUUUAUCAGCUCGAGGAAUAUGCUAUCUGAACAGCGCGCUCAACCCAAUUAUAUAUAACUUUAUGAGUGCAAAGUUUCGGCAAGAGUUUAAAGCCGCGUUCAGCAGAUGCCAUGGACCAUUUCAUGACAAGAACAAUACGAACCAUUUCAAACUAUAUAAUUUUCGUGCCGGUACACGGACCAAUGGGCACACCCGUACGGAGAGAUAUUCACUGAAUACAUACUCGGCACGUCCAAACUGGAAUCCCAAUGCGACAAACAACUCUUCGAGCUCAAAGCGAUCCCAAUUUGGAGUAUGA
Messenger RNA from Mya arenaria, 1837 nucleotides. Its product is annotated as orexin receptor type 2-like. Lineage: Eukaryota; Metazoa; Mollusca; Bivalvia; Myida; Myidae. Gene Ontology annotation, cellular component: membrane. The transcript has 5 exons. Gene Ontology annotation, molecular function: neuropeptide Y receptor activity. The record is from RefSeq and is a predicted model, not a curated record. The coding region runs from base 551 to 1837 and encodes 428 amino acids. Gene Ontology annotation, biological process: G protein-coupled receptor signaling pathway.